Messenger RNA from Parus major (Great Tit), 3840 nucleotides. It is a transcript of the gene VPS26B, whose product is annotated as VPS26, retromer complex component B. The coding region runs from base 42 to 1052 and encodes 336 amino acids. The transcript has 6 exons. Lineage: Eukaryota; Metazoa; Chordata; Aves; Passeriformes; Paridae. Gene Ontology annotation, cellular component: endosome; retromer complex. Gene Ontology annotation, biological process: intracellular protein transport; retrograde transport, endosome to Golgi. The record is from RefSeq and is a predicted model, not a curated record.
GCGGGGUCCGCCCGCGCCGGCCCGCGCCGCAUCCCGGGGCCAUGAGCUUCUUCGGGUUCGGGCAGAGCCCGGAGCUGGAGCUGGUGCUGAGCGACGCCGAGAGCCGGCGGCGGGUGGAGCACAAGACGGAGGAAGGCAAGAAGGAGAAAUACUUCCUCUUCUACGACGGCGAGACCGUGUCGGGGCGGGUGGUCCUCACCCUCAAGAACCCCAACAAGCGGCUGGAGCACCAGGGCAUCAAAGUGGAGUUCAUCGGGCAGAUCGAACUCUACUAUGACCGAGGGAACCACCACGAGUUCGUGUCCCUGGUGAAGGACCUGGCCCGGCCUGGGGAGUUCACUCAGUCACAGACAUUUGACUUUGAGUUCACACACGUGGAGAAACCUUACGAGUCCUACACGGGGCAGAACGUGAAGCUACGGUAUUUCCUCCGUGCCACCGUGAGCCGCAGGCUGAACGACGUGGUCAAGGAGAUGGACAUCGUUGUGCACACCCUGAGCACCUACCCCGAGCUCAACUCCUCCAUCAAGAUGGAAGUGGGCAUCGAGGACUGCCUGCACAUCGAGUUCGAGUACAACAAGUCCAAGUACCAUUUAAAAGAUGUGAUUGUGGGGAAGAUCUACUUCCUGCUGGUGCGGAUCAAGAUCAAGCACAUGGAGAUAGACAUCAUCAAGAGGGAGACAACAGGCACGGGGCCCAACGUGUACCACGAGAACGACACCAUAGCCAAGUACGAGAUCAUGGAUGGGGCACCUGUGAGAGGGGAGUCCAUUCCCAUCAGGCUCUUUCUGGCUGGCUAUGAGCUGACUCCAACCAUGAGGGACAUCAACAAGAAGUUCUCUGUGCGUUAUUACCUCAAUCUGGUGCUGAUCGAUGAGGAGGAGAGACGCUACUUCAAACAGCAGGAGGUGGUGCUGUGGAGGAAAGGGGACAUCGUGAGGAAGAGCAUGUCCCACCAAGCUGCCAUCGCGUCCCAGCGCUUCGAGGGGACAUCCUCGCACGGCGAGGCCAAGCCCCCCGGGCAGCCCGCGGAGAACAACGGGCAGCAGUGAGGCCGGGGGGCCGCCGGGAGCCCCCAGGACAGCGGCACCGAGGAGGAGACGCUCAGAGACUUCACAGAAAUAAAUACCCGUUUUUGACUUAAUUCCUUUCUUCAAAGGACUGGCGCGGUGGGACGGGGCGGGAGGGCUCGGAGAGCUGCGGCGCCGGAGGUUCCGCGGCGCUUCCCGACCCACGCGUUCCUCUGGAGGCUGGGGCCGGCUGCUUUGAGGCAAUGUCCGGAGGCUGCGGAGCUGCCUGAUCUCCUCUGUGCCCCGAGAGCCUCGGCCUGGCGGCGGGGAAGGAGAGAGCAAGUGAAGGCCCAGUCUGCCGCUUCUCCCCGGCCACGUGCAGGUUGCUUUGGGGCUGCGUAGGGUGGAUGUUUCUCUUGCCUUUCCAAAAAUCUUCCCUGGGGAAAACGGCCCGGUGGUUAGCUGGAUGCUGGAGGAGGGACCAGACUGGAAAUCUUGUGGUGUCAUCUCCUCGCUGCUUCCCCUUCUUCCUCUUCGUGCUGGCGUUGGAUUCCUGGCCACGAGCAGUUGGAUGAUGGAGGUGGCUCGGGCCUGGCACUGCCACCCGGCCACGUGGAGCACGGGCAGGGCCGUGCUGUGUCCCACAGGAGCUGUGGCUGUAGAGGGGGUGAGAUGUGUGGAUGCAGGAGGAGGUGGCACAGGGUGGGCAGAGCGGUGACGGUCCCAGCGCUGCUGGCUGGGCAGCGAGCGGGGACAGGACGGCUCCUGGCCCUGAGCUGUGCCUUCCUGGUCUUGUCCUGGCAGAUGCUCCCGAGAUUCACUCUGGCUGCUGCUCUCGUGCUGCAGAGAGGUGUAGGGAGCAGUUCUGGAGCUCUUGGGGGCUGUCCUGUGGGUGGGUUUGUGCUGCACACGCUGCCCUGCCCGUGUCUGUGUCCUUGGGACAGAGCAGGCUUUGUGUAGGGACGGACAGCAGUGUGGGGACGGGUGUGUGGGGUCUGGUUUGCUGCAGGACAAGGAUUAGUGGGGACAGAAGGUGGAUGGAGUUGUUGUGGGAGGCUCAAACAGGCUGGUGUGGGCUGCUGGAAGGAGCCAAGCAGCACCAGGAAGGGUGGCAGAGCUCUGAUUCCAGACACACAUUCCUGAGGCCUGAGCUGAAGUCACCAGCGAGGUCUGAGAGCAUGCAGUGAACUGAGAACCUCAACGUGGGUUUUCUUUUUUUGAAAUAAGCUGCUUUUAGCCUUCAGCUAAGUAGACUCACGAGAACAUUCCCAGAAGGAAGUCACUCCUCCAUUAAAAAUCAGAUGUGUCUUUGUAGACUUGACUGAGUUUGGAGAAUGUCCAUCCUGUUCAGCUGCCCUCCCACAAGCAGGUGCUGAGACCUUCUACCCAAGGGAGAGACAAGCCUGCACCAAGUGCUGGGGUAUGAGCUCUGUCAAGGGGGGUUUGUCUGGAUUUCCCUGAGUUUGUGGCUUGCUAGUUUGUCCAGCUUCUUUCUAGCUCUGGAAUCAAGUUCCUCUGUCCCACAGCUGAAUGUAGAGCAGGUGUCUUGCAGCUGGGAAAUGGAAGUGUCUGCUCUGUUUAGUGGAAUGGUGCUGGUGGAGGGAGCGGGGCCGGGGUGGGAAGGGGAGCUUUUUAUGUCAUGACAGCUACUGUAUUUCAGUGAUAAAUGUGUGUUUCUGCUUGCCAAAGUAAGUUAUCUUUUCCUCAGCGCGUGUAAGGUUGUGGUUUUUAGUAGAGCUGGCCAGUCUCGCUGUGUAGAGGACACUGAUGCUCUCUGCUGGAUGCUUGUGUCACCCCGUGGUUCUGCUCUGCACCACUGCACACGUGGCUUGCUUGUCCCCCUCUGUGCCGUGGGCUGGGGCUGUGUCUACCCCAGGCUGGAGAAAAAGCUCAUUGCAGACAACAAUCACCUUGCUGUGCCAGGGCUGGGAACCUCUGCCAUGGCAAAGGACUCUGGAUGUCAUUUGGACACUCCUCCCUCCCUCUCUCCCUCGGGGGAGCUGGCUGUGCUGCAGCCAGGCACAAUCCUGUAGGGACAAGUGAUGCUCCUUUGGGAGCCCUUGGGGAUAGCAAUCCAUCCUUCUGUGGCUGAGCUGAGCACAGCAGCACCCUUACAAUCUUCUUAAGCUUUCCUUCAGCUCCUUCCUUGCCUUUAUUCCUUGAUUCCCUUUAUUCCCCUGGAUUCUAGGCCAUGUAGGAAAGAAACCCCCUGGAUGGAAAUGUCUGCAUUCCAGGAGUGGUUUUUUUUCCUGACUGGAUGUGAGAUCAUUGCCUGGCUGUAAGGAGAUGGCUGUUCAUCAUCUGCUCAUCAUUCCUGGAGGGUUCCCUUGGAGAAGGUGCAUGAGCCUAUGUACUGAUUUGGGGGAUUUUUCCUUCUUUUUCUCCUCUCCCCCGUGUCCCUGUGUGUGGAACCAGAAUUCAGAAAUGAUCCUGAUUUUUGCUGAAUCUGAUGGACCAUUCAACCUGUUAUCCACUGGGCCCUGUUUGUCUGGGGUGGAGCAGAUGUGCUGAGCAUCCUUAGAGAGAAGCUGGGGUCACUGCAGGACAAGGUACUCUAGAACAGUGUUUUGUUAGCAUGUGAGGGGGCAGAUGCUGCUGGAGCACUCGUGUCCCCCUGAGCUGGUGGUUCUGUGCUGUGCUUGGGUCAUUUCCUCUCUCCCAGGCAGAGAGGAGUGGGCAAGUACCAAACCAAGCAGUGCAACUUGUAAUUAAGCCUCUGCUGUGUUUACAUGUUUCUUAAUUCGUCGUCUUUUCAAUGGCUGUAUUUUAAAACUUGGGUUUUUUUGUCUCUCCAAUUAAAAAGAGCCAGCCCUGGCUGUCAAAUGCUGUG